Molecule: messenger RNA, 4624 nt
Organism: Silurus meridionalis
Lineage: Eukaryota; Metazoa; Chordata; Actinopteri; Siluriformes; Siluridae
Product: alpha-2B adrenergic receptor-like
Exons: 2
Coding region: 1215-2444 (409 amino acids)
Biological process (GO): adenylate cyclase-activating adrenergic receptor signaling pathway
Cellular component (GO): membrane
Molecular function (GO): adrenergic receptor activity
Source: RefSeq, a predicted model, not a curated record
ACAACAAAACAAACAACAAAUUAAAAAGCAUGUAAUUAAUAAAACCAAAAAAAAAAAAAAAAAAUCAAAAUGUCAAAAAGCACUUAAUUCUUUUAUUUUUAUUUUUGGUUGUUGUCCAAAAUUAUCUGAUGUGAUGUUUUUAUAUAGAUAUUAUUAUUACUUUUUUUUUAAUUAACCAGCAAAUUUUUAUUCGAUACACUAAUAAUACUGUGGACCAACAACAAGCAGGCAUUGCAUGUUUAGGACCACCCUUUUCUGAGGAGAUCCCCUUUUCUUUAGACCUCCCUCCCUCCCCCUACCCUUCUAAAUCACUGCUGAUUUGUCUUGGAUUUCAGGUUCCUGCUUUUGGAUUCUAAAUAAUGUUUUGCACUGACAAUGUUGAUAAGGAAUUCAGUACUGAAUGAACCCUUACAAACCUUUAUACUUUUAGACUUCAUAUAAAUCAACAUUGUUUGUAUUGACAUCACCAACAUUACUUUUAGAGGACUGAAUAAAUACUUCUGUCAGAUCAACACCUAUAGGUCUGAAUGAGUACUUUUGGUACUCUUGUAGUUAGAAAUUAACUGUUUAGUGCAGAAAUUACACCAAACACAGCAAACAUGAUCAGAUCAUUGCCCUAAAAACUUCCUAACUGUAAUUUUUAUUGUUUUUUUCCCCCAACUGUUUUAAUGUCCAUAAAGCUAUGCUAUAGGGAACAACUAUUCCUUACCAUGUUGAUUAAUACACAAUCUGGCAACCCAAAUUAAACUCCUCCUAUGAGGUGAGUUUGGGGAAUCUGGCUACUUUUAGGAAAUCUAUAAUCUUGGUACCCUGCAUCAAAUGUGUUGAUCAGGCAGGAUGUUCCACUCUGGCAACCCUGAUUAAAAUUCAAUCCAAGCAACAUAUCUAUAUCAACCAAUUACAAAGCAGAUUCAAUUUCAAUUAGAAUGAAGUCGUAAUGAAUUAGUUUGGAAUCUAGUCGGAUCAAAUUUGAUCCUUUUGCAAACACCAGGUACCACUUAUUAUAAUCUGGCAACCCGAGUUGAUGCGCUGAUAUAAGUGAGGUUGCUCUGGAGCGCUCGAGACUCUGAGGAGCAGAACCUGAACAACAGGUGGACACAAGUUGACCUUCAAUCAAGUUCUAGAAGGAACAGCAGCCGGAACAAAAUUGAAACAUCUGGAGGACUGGGAAAUAAUCUUGGACGUUUCAUCCCGAAACAGAUCAUUUCCAAACAAUGGCAUCUUUUACAUCAGCCCCCAAUCAGACCAGGAAAUCAGACCUGUAUUCUGCUAAAGCGACGGCCGCAUUCGCCACAGCGAUCACGUUCAUGGAUCUGUUCACCAUCGUGGGAAAUGUAUUAGUCAUCAUAGCCGUGUUGACGAGUCGCUCUCUGAGGAGGCCGCAGAACCUCUUUCUGGUCUCGCUGGCUGUGGCAGACAUCCUGGUGGCUAUGUUCAUCAUCCCGUUCUCGCUGGCUAACGAGCUGAUGGGUUACUGGUGCUUCAGCUCAGUGUUGUGCGAGAUCUACCUGGCGCUCGACGUGCUCUUCUGCACUUCCUCCAUCCUUCACCUGUGCGCCAUCAGCCUGGACCGCUAUUUCUCUCUAGAGAAACCUCUACAGUACAGGGCCAAGAGGACGCCAUGCCACAUCAAAUGUGCCAUCUCAAUCGUUUGGUUGAUUUCCGCUGUCAUCUCUUUCCCACCUCUGGUUUCAAUGAACAAGAACCAAGAGAAUUCCAGCUCUGUUGAUGGACCCCAGUGCCAGCUCAGUCAAGAAUCCUGGUAUAUUCUCUACUCUACCAUCGGUUCUUUCUUCGCCCCCUGCUUCAUCAUGAUCCUCGUCUAUAUGCGCAUUUAUCAGAUCGCCAAGCAGCACACAAGAGACCCACCAGGAGAGCUCUACCAUCCUGAAGGCACCAACCAUUCAGAAGGCACCAAGGUCUUUUCUCCCUCGAGUCCCAGCUCUCCUAUACCUUUACAAAUUCAACCCCCUUCUAUGCAAAGGAAAGCCCCCAAGAAACCCAAAAACACCAAGAAUGAGAAAAGAAGCAAACAGAAACUUGUCAAUAACAAUGACGAGAGCUCAAGUUUCGACUCAGACACGGAGGAAACACCAGCCACCGUCCAGAAGAACAAAGAAUGGAUCGAUACACCCAACUUUGCUAAACGCAUGUCCAUAGUGAUCCGGGAGAAUCGUUUAACCUUCGUCCUGGCGGUGGUGAUCGGCGUUUUCGUCGUCUGCUGGUUCCCGUUCUUCUUCUCCUACAGCCUGCAGGCCGUGUGUCCAGAAACAUGUAAGCUGCCCAGCCCGGUCUUCACGUUCUUCUUCUGGCUUGGCUACUGCAACAGCUGCCUCAACCCCGUCAUCUACACCAUUUUCAGCAAGGACUUCCGCAGAGCCUUCAAGAGGAUCCUGUACAAAACUACCACUAGUAUAUCCUUUGAGCUUGCAUCCAGGGAAUAAAAAAACGGAGAUCAAAAAUAAAGCAAGAAAAAAUUGUUUAUUGUUUGUUUUUAUAGAUCUGUUUUAUAGCUGCACAAAGUUAAAUCACAUUACGCUGUUUUUUUUCGGUAAAUGCUAGAUGACUGAAUUCAUGCCGACUUGUGCAGGUUUGCAAUAUUCCGUUCCUCGUGCCACAAAUGCACAGCGGAGGGUGAACAUGAUUUCAUCAGGACGAAAUAAAAACAAAUAAGGCAGCGAUCUGUGAGGAUCGCAUAAAAGCGACGGGUAGCGCGGCGCAUGAGCGUUUCCCUCCGUCGCCUUGCAGAGAAUUCCUGCCCUCGGGGAUAAUAUGCGCAUGAGUUUCAAUGCAACCAGGCUUAUUUGAUACCUGAUGCUGGGUGUGAAAGUCUCGUAUGCGAAUAGGAGCGUGGGCUGUGGGCGAAUGCGUGUGCACGUUCGCCACGCAGGGAGCUGUUGUCUUUUCAUUUCGCCUGCCUUUGGCUCUGCCUCCUGCGGUGUCGCAAAAUUGUUUGUUUUGAAUUUGAGGUUGCAUUACUAAAGAAUGGUAUUCGGCAUACUGUAUGCUAAGCGUCGGACAGGAUGGUACAGGGAAACGGGAAAUUUCUAAACUAAGAGUUGGCGAGCCUAGGACGCCGGGAAUCGUUUGGAACCAGUGCGAGCUCCUUCAGAAUCUCUUGCCAUUAGCUAUAAUGGUGCGCAACGUCAUGAUUCAUGAUUCAGGACGUCAUGAUUGUGUCCCUUCUGAUCAUGCGAAUACAACAUGGUGCCUAAUAAAAAAAAAAAAAAGGAAUGGAGGAUGGAACGGUGCGGUGAGGGCUACUCAAUUGCAGCUCGAACACCCUUAAUGUUCUCUGGUGUGGGGGAGGUUCAAACACCACCUGAGGACUUCUUUUUUUAAGCCUGGACCGAUCAGGACGUCCUAACCUUUUAUCACCACGUUGCGCACCACCCCACUGCUCCAUUAAAACCAACGCAGGUUUCAAACAAUUUCCGAAGUCCCAGGGUUGCCAUCUCCUAGUUCCAAAAUUUCACUUUUCCUGCGUAUUUACGUUGAGUUUGGUCUCAAAAGCGUUCGGACCGCCAUCCUAGGUGGCAUGACCCAACCGAAAUCCCAAGAAAAUGUGAUUUUUACGCCCAUGUUUAUUUAUUCAUCAUUAGUAAAUUUCACAGCUCCAGAGAGUGGAAUCUAUUCAUCGAUCUUAAGUCAAUAUAAUGCAUAGACUUCUGCCCAUUCAUAAGAGAAAACUAUUCUACUAAUAAUAUUGACUCUGUGAGUAUGUGCUUAGAACAGCAUUUAAGGAAAAGCAUCUUGUCCUUUCGGAGCUCACACAUGGUAAAGAUUCUUUGUCUAAAAAUACAUAUAGAAAAAUAUAUAUAGAGAGUUUUGUGAACACUUUCAGGAGGUAUAUAUGUGAGUGCAAACCUGGAUUCUGGAGUGGUGCUUGCAAAUGUAACUUGUCUUUUUUUACCUUCUUCAUAAAGUCUAUCUGGAUUCAAAACCUCUAAGACUUCUGGGCAAGUUCUAAUCUUUUACAUAAAAAUCCACAACAAGAGCUCCUGGUCUUAGAUUACUGUCUGUGUGGAUCGACACACUUGCGGAUCAAAAUUUGGAUCGGGUAUGUGAUCACGCGAUGGAGCGCCGUCUCAUCCAGGGAGAAUUCCCACCUCAGAGCUGAGACAUUGACCUAAAAAAAGCAUCUCUCUGGAAUGCUCUUAAAAAUAGUACCAUAUGUACGUUUCACUCUGCUGCAAAUAUGCUCACCUUCCAAACUAUAUCCUGACUUCAUUAUUUUUCUUUUGUGUAAACAUUAACACUUUGUCAUAUCAAGCAAUUUUCUGCGUAACAAACAGUUCCUUGGAAAACCAAACAAAGACGGACGUUUCGUCGGCCGCUGGAAGAAGUGCAGGCACUGCGUUUUAUGUCCCGCUGAGUGCCUGGUGAUGGAUCGUCAAACUUUGUUGAUGUGGGGUCCAAAUGUUUCAUUGACCUUUUCGUUUUGAUUCUCAGCACUCUCGUUAAGAAGGCAUCGCGAUAAAAUACAAAUUGACAAUAAACGGGACAAAUGUGGCCUUUAUGUGCACUUUGCUUUUAUAAACAGAGAUCGCUGAGCCAAACAGCUCUGAACUUGAGCUGGGUCAGGGGAAGAGUGAGGGAGAGGAACCAAAAGAGAGAGAGAGAG